Molecule: messenger RNA, 462 nt
Organism: Eimeria acervulina
Lineage: Eukaryota; Apicomplexa; Conoidasida; Eucoccidiorida; Eimeriidae
Product: replication factor A protein 3 domain-containing protein, putative
Exons: 5
Coding region: 1-462 (153 amino acids)
Biological process (GO): DNA recombination; DNA repair; DNA replication
Cellular component (GO): nucleus
Molecular function (GO): DNA binding
Source: RefSeq, a predicted model, not a curated record
AUGUUUGAGCGCUGUGGCACAACCCCACCCCCGAAGGCAGUCUACAAGAGGCCCCGCAGGAAGCCAUUUACAAUCUUCUCUCCCUUUACCUCGGUUUUUUUCUCGAUUUUGACGUGCUUGAAAAUGGAGGCUCAGAAGGCUGCGAGGCGGGUGCCCUACGGCAGGAUGAACGAUUUCGUCGGCAGGCGGAUCCGCUUUAUUGGGCGUAUAAAGGAAGCAGAAGAAGAUGCCAUCAUCCUUGAGGCUUCUGAAGGUAGAUGUGUGAAGUGCUUCCUUCGUGGGACCCCUCCGCCAUGCCGCUACGUGGAAGUGGUGGCAACGGUGCAAGAUGACCUGACAAUCAAACAGGACGAGCACGACCAGACCAUCCCGUUAGGAGACAACCUAGACAUUGAGUUGGCUGAUGCAGCCACAGCAGCAACCUUCCACCCGCAGUUCAGCCACAUGUUUGAGGCAGAAUAA